This is a messenger RNA of Penicillium odoratum, 915 nucleotides long. RefSeq lists its product as uncharacterized. Gene Ontology annotation, molecular function: RNA polymerase II cis-regulatory region sequence-specific DNA binding; DNA-binding transcription factor activity, RNA polymerase II-specific. NCBI's taxonomy places the organism in Eukaryota, Fungi, Ascomycota, Eurotiomycetes, Eurotiales, Aspergillaceae. The coding region runs from base 1 to 915 and encodes 304 amino acids. The transcript is spliced from 4 exons. Gene Ontology annotation, biological process: regulation of transcription by RNA polymerase II. The record is from RefSeq and is a predicted model, not a curated record. Gene Ontology annotation, cellular component: chromatin.
AUGCAAGAUAAUCAAAAUGCAGAAAUAUGGUUUGAUGCUGUCGAGGAGAUGGUCUUCGAUGACGAAUCCCUCCAAGAAGAAUAUGCCGAUGCCCGUGUGAAUGAAGGUGCAAAUGGAAAGUCACAGAAGCUGGAGGCUCUACAGGCGGCGUAUCUGGUUUGCCUUUUCCAGAACUGGGAGGGAUCGGAGAUAACACAACGACGGAUUCGACGUCGACGAUAUAAUACGGUCGUGGCAGUUACAAGGGAUCUUAUUCUCAGAUCCACUAUCCACCAGGCCUUUUGGCUCGUGAAUGAUGCGUCAAAGUUUGACUGGCAAGCCUAUAUCCAGAAGGAGGAAACAAUUCGAACACUGAGUUUUGUCUUUUUACUUGACUCUGCCUUCGUAAUAUUCCAUAACUCACCGCCGCGGAUCUUCGGACAGGAAUUGGAGAUGCAUAUCAGUUGCCCCGAAGCAGCUUUUCAAGCUGGAUCGGCCGACGAGUGUUUUCAACAUCUGAAGAAAUGGGCAGACGAAGUGCUAGACCAUCCUUCCGUUUCCACUGCUAUCGAAACAAUCUGCCAGCCUGACACUGAGACUUGCCUCGUAGAGAAUUCUCUUGCAUCUCCAACAGCCUUUGUAAACAUCGAGCGCGGGAUGAAGAACUGGAAAAAUGCAUGGGACAAAAUGCAUGUCCUAUCUAACCUGGACGAUGACGAUGUCGACGACCCUCCGGAUGAAGCAUGGAGGCGUGAUGGAUUUAUGAAAUGUGCCUGGGAGUAUUGGCUGCUAUGCAAUGUGUUGUUAGAGAGCAUACGGUCGGAUUCCGGCGACAAUAGCGGUGUCGCGAAGCGCACGCUUGACAAAUAUGACCAAACGGAUAUGGAACAAGUGAGGCAACUGAUCACUCAGUUCAAUGCCAUGGAAAUGGGAUAA